Messenger RNA from Gracilinanus agilis (Agile Gracile Mouse Opossum), 1865 nucleotides. It is a transcript of the gene RNF38, whose product is annotated as ring finger protein 38. Bases 235 to 1533 code for a protein of 432 amino acids. Lineage: Eukaryota; Metazoa; Chordata; Mammalia; Didelphimorphia; Didelphidae. The transcript is spliced from 11 exons. The record is from RefSeq and is a predicted model, not a curated record.
AUUUCUCCCGGGUCCAAUUCAGCACCUCUACCUGGCCAUCCUAACAAGGUGAUUUGUGAAAGGGUGAGACUUCAGAGCCUGUUCCCUCUCAUCCCAAGUGAUCAGGAUACUACAGUUCAAGAGGAUGCCCACUUCAAAGCUUUCUUCCAGAGUGAAGACAGCCCAAGUCCCAAGAGACAGAGGCUUUCUCAUUCAGUCUUUGAUUAUACAGCAUCACCAGCCCCAUCACCACCAAUGCGACCAUGGGAGAUGACAUCAAAUAGGCAGCCUCCUUCAGUUCGACCCAAUCAGCAUCACUUCUCAGGGGAACGAUGCAACACACCUGCACGCAACAGAAGAAGUCCUCCUGUUAGGCGCCAGAGAGGAAGGAGGGAUCGUCUCUCUCGACAUAAUUCCAUUAGUCAAGAUGAAAACUAUCACCAUCUUUCAUAUGGACAGCAGCAAGCAAUAGAGGAGCCCCGAGCCUUCCAUCCUCCUAAUGUAUCCCCACGUAUGUUGCAUCCUGCUGCUCACCCACCGCAGCAGAAUGCAGUGAUGGUUGACAUACAUGAACAGCUUCAUCAAGGCACAGUCCCAGUUUCUUAUACUGUAACAACUGUUGCUCCCCAUGGAAUUCCACUUUGCACUGGCCAGCACAUCCCUGCUUGUAAUACACAGCAGGUUCCAGGAUGCUCUGUGGUUUUCAGUGGACAGCACCUCCCUGUCUGUAGUGUGCCUCCUCCAAUGCUUCAGGCAUGUUCAGUUCAGCACUUACCAGUACCAUAUGCUGCAUUCCCACCUCUUAUUUCUAGUGAUCCAUUUCUUUUACAUCCACCUCACCUUUCUCCACAUCAUCCUCCUCAUUUGCCACCACCUGGCCAGUUUGUCCCCUUCCAAACACAGCAAUCACGAUCGCCAUUACAGAGGAUAGAAAAUGAAGUCGAACUCCUAGGAGAACACCUUCCUGUAGGAGGUUUUACUUAUCCUGCCUCAGCCCAUCCUCCAACAUUACCUCCAUCAGCCCCUCUCCAGUUCUUAACACAUGAUCCUUUGCACCAGGAGGUAUCUUUUGGAGUACCUUAUCCUCCCUUUAUGCCUCGAAGACUUACAGGACGUAGUAGAUAUCGAUCUCAGCAACCAAUACCACCUCCCCCUUAUCAUCCCAGCCUCCUACCAUAUGUACUAUCAAUGCUUCCAGUGCCACCUGCAAUAGGUCCAGCCUUCAGCUUUGAAUUGGAUGUAGAAGAUGGAGAAGUAGAAAAUUAUGAGGCAUUGCUAAAUCUUGCAGAACGACUAGGGGAAGCUAAGCCACGUGGAUUAACAAAAGCAGAUAUUGAACAGCUUCCAUCUUACCGGUUCAAUCCUAACAACCACCAGUCAGAGCAGACUUUGUGCGUAGUAUGCAUGUGUGAUUUUGAGUCAAGGCAGCUACUUAGAGUCUUACCCUGUAACCAUGAGUUCCAUGCCAAGUGUGUUGACAAAUGGCUUAAGGCAAAUCGUACCUGCCCAAUUUGUCGAGCUGACGCAUCAGAAGUGCAUCGUGAUUCAGAAUGACCAAUCUAAGAGCACAAAUUUAGUUUGGGUGUUUCUCAUCACAUGUAUAUAUGGACUCUUCAUUGAAUUUACCUGUGUGGCUUCCAGCCUUCCCCUUACCAAAAGGGUCAAUGGACCUUUCUUUGCACUGUGUGAUUUAAUUAAUUAUAAAGCUUACAUACAAUUAGUCGUCACAAUUAUGGGAUUGUUAUACUAACAGUGUGAUUGGAACUCCAAAGACUUUUUCUUUAGCUUAAUUUUGUGUGUGCACUAACAUUCCCUGGUUUUUGUGUGAUCAUUCCGAGUGUUGCUGCAAGAUUACCCUGGAUGUGAUCUUAGCAUGUGCUUUUUUA